AUGAAUGUGUCCAGCACCUGCAAUGUCACAAAUCUAGAACUGUAUGACCACAUUCGUCUCAUUGAAUUUGUUCUGUAUAACCUCAUUUUCUUUUUUGGAGCACUAUUUAAUGUUCUUGCCCUCUGGGUUUUCUGCAAGAUGAAGAAGUGGACAGAAACCAGGGUGUAUGCAAUCAAUUUAGUCUUUGCAGACUGCUUUGUCAUCUGCACCUUGCCUUUUGUGGCUUAUUUUCUCUGGAAUAAAUCAGCUCGAAGUGAACUCUGCCAGGUUAUCGAGGCAAUGUAUCUUAUCAACAUGGUAAUGAGCAUCUACGUCAUUUCGUUUAUCUCCAUUGAUCGAUACAUUGCCAUAAAGUAUCCCUUGAAAGCCAGGACCUUCAGGUCUCCAUCAAAGGCUGCUCUUCUCUGUGGGCUUCUUUGGCUGUCUGUGAUAAUUGGGGUCACCUUAGACUGUCAGCAGAGAAACGCUGCUCUUUGCUUUGAUAGCGAUAUCACUACUCUGAGCCUGCUAUCCUUUUCCCUCGGGUUUACUCUGCCGUUAAUAAUCUCACCAAUUUGCUCCAUAGUCGUAAUCAGAAACCUUAAGAGACAUCUGAGCACAAAUCCACCAGACAAGAAAUUAAUCCAGAGAGCUGUUCAUGUUGUUUAUGCAAAUCUGAUUUCAUUUCUGAUAUGUUUUCUGCCAGCCUACCUCGGGGUACUGGCUGGGUUCAUAAUAGAGAGUGUUGCAGCUACCUGUUUCCUGCUCCAGGUUAUGAAGAACUUAUCCUCAGUGACCAGGUGUAUUGCCACAUCCAACUGCUGCCUGGAUGGUGUCUGCUACUACUUUAUGACAAAGGAGUUCCAUGAAGCCCUUCUACAGCCCAAAUCCAGUACUAUAAAAACCGAUCAAACCCAACCUUUGCAGACACACACUUGUUAA
This is a messenger RNA of Dryobates pubescens (Downy woodpecker), 921 nucleotides long. RefSeq names its product G-protein coupled receptor 35. The record is from RefSeq and is a predicted model, not a curated record. Gene Ontology annotation, biological process: phospholipase C-activating G protein-coupled receptor signaling pathway; positive regulation of Rho protein signal transduction. Lineage: Eukaryota; Metazoa; Chordata; Aves; Piciformes; Picidae. Gene Ontology annotation, cellular component: membrane. Gene Ontology annotation, molecular function: G protein-coupled receptor activity.